This is a messenger RNA of Austrofundulus limnaeus, 6484 nucleotides long. RefSeq names its product homeobox D4a (gene hoxd4a). The record is from RefSeq and is a predicted model, not a curated record. Gene Ontology annotation, cellular component: nucleus; nucleoplasm. Gene Ontology annotation, biological process: positive regulation of transcription by RNA polymerase II; anterior/posterior pattern specification; embryonic skeletal system morphogenesis. Gene Ontology annotation, molecular function: RNA polymerase II cis-regulatory region sequence-specific DNA binding; DNA-binding transcription factor activity, RNA polymerase II-specific. Lineage: Eukaryota; Metazoa; Chordata; Actinopteri; Cyprinodontiformes; Rivulidae.
CACGCAUUGAUUGGUGUUUUGAGGCCUGCUUGUUACAGUGAAGCUAAAUCUGACAGCAGAGCAUCAGAGGAGGGGGCUGUUGCCUCUGCUGCAAAGUGUUAAAGCACUUAUUCAAUCAAGAACAUUGCUGUUUUAUCUGCAUUCAUGGGAUGAAACUCCAAAAUGGAUUUAGUGUUUUUUUUAAAACGUUCCUAAAAAAAAAGAACCUUCAGCUAAAACCAGCUUUUUGCUUCAGUCUCCAUACAUUAUUGAUUUCCAGAGGCUGCUGCUGGCUCCUCCUGAGACUGUUUUCUUCCACUUUUUUUUUCUCCUCCAAAAGGAGGGGAGCAGAUGAAGGGAUGAGAUUCGUGUAACUUUUGGAUGACCCCUUCUUCACAAAGACAGUGUUCAUCAAUUGUCCUCAGUCAUUAUUCGCUGCUUUUAUGCCAAAGGGCUUUUUGUAGCUUUUGUUGAGUUCUCUGUUGAACACCAUGCCUUCAAGACACACUAUUCUAAACUCAUAUGUCUUUAAAAAAGUUAAGGAAAAACACUGAAACGCACCCAAAUAUUUGUUUUGUAUACAUGCAUGUUUUAGUUUAAGUACUUUAGUUAUUUAACCAAGAAAAUGCAUUUUAAAAAUAUUUUGGUUUUACUUUAAUUCCCACAGACUCAGUGUUUGCUUUGUUUGAUUAUGGUGUGUCUUAAUUUGGGUAAAAUACAUUUAGUUGUGUGUUUACUCGGGUUUGGACCAGCAUCACCUCCAUUGGCCGAUCUGGUCACAUGGUUCGCUAACUUUAUUCAGUUGACACCAAGUAGGAGGGCUCUAUGGAGGCAGGAAAAAAAGACAACUCGGGAAAAAUUAGUAUUUUUCUACCUUCAGAAAUUAAUGGCCAUGAGUUCGUAUAUGGUGAACUCCAAGUAUGUGGAUCCCAAAUUUCCUCCCUGCGAGGAAUAUUCGCAAAACAGCUACAUCCCCGACCAGGGCUCGGACUACUACAGUCCGGCGCAGGACACCACAGACUUUCAGCACCCAGGGAUCUACCCACGGUCAAACUACACGGARCAGGCGUUCAGCUGCACCACGGUGCCGGACUCCACGGUGCAGCCACGGGGUCACAACGUGCACGAAAGAACCGGCCACCACCCGGGUCAUUUUGGCGCACAACAAACUGAGCAGCAGGGGCCCCCGGUCCAAGUGGCCGGUCCUCGGACUUGUGGGCAGCAGCAAAACACAAAGAGCCAAAAUGGGAUCCAAAGCAAUAAGCAGUCUACAGUAAUUUACCCCUGGAUGAAGAAAGUUCAUGUAACCACAGUGAACCCGGACUACUCGGGAUCGGAACCCAAACGGUCCAGAACAGCCUACACCCGGCAGCAGGUCCUGGAGCUGGAGAAGGAGUUCCACUUCAACAGAUACCUGACCCGUCGGCGGCGGAUCGAGAUCGCGCACACGCUCUGCCUGUCGGAGCGGCAGAUCAAGAUCUGGUUCCAGAACCGGCGGAUGAAGUGGAAGAAGGACCACAAACUGCCCAACACGAAGGGCAGAUCCGCGCCGGCCUCGGGCCAUCUGCAACACAUGCAGAAGGACAACCAGACUGACAUCACAGCGUUAUAAAAGCAGCAGGAAAAAAAAUGAACAUGUACAGAAAAAGAACUGACUUUUAAGCAUGGACUCCUGUUUAAAGUUUUUUUUUCUUUUCUUAAUUUAACAAACAUGAACUGAAAACAGAGUCACAAAAACAAACCAAUCUUUGUGAUUGAGAGGUUUAAGUUUCCCCGAAAAACAGAAAAAAAUACUCGUUUUUAUUUCUAUUUUUAUUUUACCAGUUUAUUUUUUUAAUUUUAUUUUUAGCAUUAAUUCGGAUUUGCAUUUUAAAGCAAGCAUCGGACAUUUUUGUCUAAAUUAAACAUUUUUACAUUUUCCCAACAAAGAGGAAAUUCGUUGAAAUUUUUCAAAUAUUAUCCAGUUUUUUCUCCUAUUAAACGCACAAUAAAGGUACUUGAAGGACGCUCUUUUUCCUGCAUUAAUACUUCUCAACCUUGUAUUUUUUUUUGUUUGCGAGUUGCAAAAAAAAAAUAGAAAAACUUUUUUUUGUGUGAUUUGUAUAUUUUAACUUAUUUUGUACAAAAAUAAAUAGCUUUGAAUUUUUUUCUUAUAGCCUGAGAAUUAUCUCCACAUACAUUCCUGCGGGGCCCUUAUAAAUCUCCCCUCUCUGACACCUUUGUAAACAUUUUCAGAGCUUCCCUCGUGCUAUUUGAGACCCUCAUAUAUUCUUCACAGAUCCUGCAUGGCACCAAAUUUCUGUCGGGUUGUUUCUCCUCAGACACAAAUCCUGAAUAUUUACGAGUAUGAUUGUUUAUUUUUUUGUGUUUCCUUGAUAUUUAUUUGUUCCAAAAAAAACGUGUACAUUUAUGCGCACAGCACACAUUUUUUAAUUAAAAUACAAACAAAUUAUUCGUUAAACUUUUAUUAUUCCAAAUAUAAAUAUAUAUGUUCAAACCAUUGUGCAUUAUCAGCAUGGGUUUCUACAACGUUUUAGUUUGGUUUAUUUGGAAUUUCUUUUUGUUUAUCUCUCUUUUUUUUUGAGGGACUGAGGGAGGGAGGUCCUUUCACGCCACGUCUCAAGACUUUUUUUUUUUUGUUUUUGUUUUAUAUCGUCAUUGUCCUCGGACAAAAAGAAAAAAAAAAAGAAAGAAAAAAGAAAGCCAAGAAGCUGUUCCAGUUUGAGGAGGUCUCCUCUCUAAAGUCUUGAGAAAGCUGAAAAGGUAUUUCAACCGAAGGUCGACAAAAGCAGCAGAGGCAGGUUCAUCCAGGGGACACAUUUCAGCCGCAAGGACUGACCCCAGCACCCCCCCCUGACCCGCCGGACAAGCAGCAUUUUCUCUCCCAGGCGCUCCUCAUCUUGCUUUGGAGCAGUGAGAGAGUUGGACUCUUUAAAGAAAAAGUUAAAGCUCUUUCACUCACACAAUUCCACUGUUUUACAUGUAUGUUUUUUGUUUAGUAUUUAUGCCCCCCGAGGAAGUUCCAGCAGCAUUGGUCUCCUCCUAUCAACACGCAGUCUUUUUGUUUGUCCUGUUCAGAUUUUUGUACGUGUUUUUUUUUAAACUUGUACGGAGCAUUGAGAUGUGAGAAGUAUAUGGAACAAAAAAUAAAAAAAAAUAAAAGAUUUCUACUGAUUAUUCAUUUUGAACGUUUGCGUAAAGGCGUUUUCUCCUGAGUGUUCAUUUUCUUCACGGAAUCAUUUCAUUUCCUCUUCAAAGCAGUCAGGUAUGUAUAAUUUUCUCACACAUUAUUUUGUUUAUUUAAUUUUAUUUUUGAUUGAUUGGUAGAGUGUUGAGUGGUUUUGCCGAAUUUUCCACUUUGGUGGACAAAAUCGCAAACACGCACAGCUGAAAAAUCGCAAAUCGACCAAAUGCGCACCGAAAAAAAGCGAAAAAGGCCAGAAAAUAUACAACAAACAGCCUUAACAUGUGCAUUUAUUGAAUAAUUGUAAAUACGAAAUAUAUGAAAAUUAGAUAUCGUUGGGGGAAAUUAUAGGAAAGAAAACUGAGCUUUUAUUCUGUGUGAAAACUAUCACUUAGUUGUUAUAAAUGGGAGCGCAUGUCGUGCGUAAAAACGUCUUUUGUUAAUUGGAUAUAUUCCUUCUCAUAUUAGCCUAUAAUAAAAAAAAUAGCGGUUCCAUGAUUUUUCACUGCAAAAUUACCACCCACAUUUACUUUAAUGUCUUUAAAAGCCUAAAACAAACCAGAUAUAAACUUUUUUCGGGGUGGCUGGUUCCUCUCCAGAACCAAAAUAAGGUUCACGUGAGCUGAUAAAACGCAACACGCUGUUAUAGAGCUUAAUACCACCUCAGGGUGCAGUAUAGAGUCUUCAAACUAAAGUUAAUAUCAAAUCCUUACUCAAGCUGUGGCUUUUAUUGAGGACGACUCUCUGCAGCACUGACCUCCGACCCCCUCCACGCUACAGAACCAAGCCUGAUCCAAACAAAGAGGGACAGAAAGGGACAUGUGGAAAGACAAUCUGCAGUCAGUCAGUCAGGUUUUUUUUGUUGCAUCCCUCAGGACGGCUGCUCGACCGCGCCACCGAGCGCGCACGCGGACCCUUUAACGUGCGUGCUCAUGCAUUUUUGAAGAGAUGUGUGAAACAUGAGCACGUGUCACAUAGAUUCAGACGGAAGCAGAAACAAAAUGAUGCUUCCAAUCCACCAUCCUGUCAAACACGAUCUGCACAAAGAUGCAACAAAACCAGAGGAGGUGGAUGAGGAGGGGGGAGGAAGGGGCAACUAAUAAGCAUUACUAGCCCUUUAAGUUAAUAAAUUGUUGCUUUUGCGCGCGAAACGCGCGUGUUUGUGUGUUUCCUGUUUACGGUGAUAACGCUGUGGAAUAAAAAUAAAUAAAUAAAUAAAAAACAAACAAUUUAAAAUGAAGGCUGUAUUCUCUGUUAUCAGGUCAGAGCAGCUCCACAGCGCGCGCAGCCACACUGACCUACAUGUCUGAGCAGCAAUAAAUGGGAGCCAAAGGCAGUGCCAUUCUCAAUGACACACCCGGUGCAGGAAUACAACGUUCGCUGCUCUCCAUCCGGCCAUAUUUGAUUUCCAGCUGUUUUUUUUCCAGCAGAAGCCUCUCUCCGAGCCAGACAACCAACCAGCCAACCAACUAACCCCCCCUCCUUCUUAUAAGACAUAUUAAAGUGCGCUGUCUGCAUUCAGAGAUAUAAUCCAGAGACUAUACCACUCCGCGCUCUAUGCCCGACCACGUGAUUGUCUAAAUAAUUAAUGCAGCACGUCCCCCUAGAAACACGGCGUCGUCAUUAAUCGCAAGGACUCUAUCAGAGUUGAAAACUGAAGAGAUCCCCCCCCACCCCAAGAAAAUAAUAUCCGAUUUCUCGGCGCGACAGUAAAAAAGCUGCACGUCUGAACCGAUGGAUGCUCGGGUAGGUAAAUAUUUCAGCAUUUUUCAUGUUGCCCGAGCUGGUAAAUGACGAUAUCAAAUGUCGUGAUGUUUGAUGAAUUGCUCCGUGUGAUGUGUGCGCUCUGGGUAGGAUUGUGGCAAGCUGGUGGCUUGUACGCCGCAGUACGCAUGUCCUUUGUUAUUAUUGUUUUUAUUAUUUAAACAGAAAGGAAUUUGCAAUUUUUUACUCGUGAGUAUAUGAAAGGAUUGAUAGGUGUAACAGUAAUGGCACUGAUAUGUAUUUAUGGAUGCUCGCUGUAACGGUUGGCCCUCACAAGUGGGCCAAUUUAUCACUUUUUAAAUAAUGUUUUAAAUCGGGGUUUUAAUAAUUGUGCAGAAAAAAUAGCAAAUCUGCAGUUUUAUUAAAGGCAGCUAAAAAUUAAAAAGGCAGCUUUGAUUAAAUUCCCUUUGCGUCUUUUCGACAGAGGCUUUUUUUUAUUUUCUUAGCAAAAAAGAGAGAGGGGGGAGAUGAUUUGAUUUUGAUUUCUUAGAAGUGCUGGAAGUUUGGGCAGCCUGACAGUUCUGCCUCCUUGUAAAUCACUCUCAGUAAUUCCUUAAAGGGUGCGAGGCUGCAGGGGGGCCGGGCGAAAACUGUAAAUCUUUCACUUUUAUUACCUCUCUGAACAUAUGCUGCGACGCUACCAGUCCUGCAUCCUUUUUACUCCCCUCUUCCCUCAAGAUAACCCCCACAAGCACUGAAGCAGCCGACCUCUUCCUGCGGAUCCAUGAACAAGAAAGAAAUUUUUUUGCAAAUGCAGGCGGCACGCUCUUUCUUGCSUAUCUGCUUUUUCUUCUUCUUUUGAGGAUUUAUUGUUUUUUAAACAUCGCCAUUAUUUGAUGAAGCCUGUGAUUGAUGCAGAAAACAAUAGCAGCCAUGACUGUGUGUCUCUUUGUGUUMUACAGCAAGGUGUGCAGGCAGACACAAAACAAACGCAGGAUGAUAAUGUGCUUUAUUUGAAUACAAUCCAUGCCCAGCUGCAAGGAAAAAAAAACACCCACACGUCAUUUAUUUCAUAAAUCAUUUUUAAACGAUAUUCCAACCAGGAAAUGCUUUUUUUCACAAGCUCAAAACACACACUUGGACACGAUGCGUAAAAGGCUCAGUUUGUGCGUUUUAUUGCGGUAAUUCCUGCUUGUUUUAGUUUACUCAYAAAUCUCCAAAUUUGAUGAAGAGUUUGAGCCUUUUUUUUAGCAUGAAAGUAUCAUUUUAUACGCAUGCAUUGCAUAAAGAUGCUGCAGUCAGAGCACAGUGAUGGUGGCUAAACAUGCGUAAAUGUGCUUUAUUAAUAUCCACCCCCCCUACCCAUAAAGAAAAAGCAUGUGUGCGUAAAUGCUGGAGAGGAGACAAGUAGGAAUCCCGAGGAAGGAAGUAGGAAUGAGGAACAUUUCCACAAUCACACAGAGCUGCAGACGAGGACAUAAACGCCACCCUUUAUCAAAAAUGGACCGGUGAGGCUGAGGAGGAGAACCGUCACGUGAACAAAUAUGCUUCUAUCUAAAGGCAGUGCCUUGAUUUGUCAUCAUAAAGCUUCCGAAUCACCCACCUAAAAAAAAAAAA